AUGACAGUCUGGUCAUUGUGGAAGGAGUCUCCAUGGCCGGCUAAGCGAAUUUUAAAUCCGACCACCGUCAUCCGUGGCCGUCUUGUGCGUUUCGUGCCAGUAACCUCCAACCUCCUCUCCAGAAUUGCCUUGUCGUACUGUCGCAAUACAACAGAUUUUGAAAGGAGUCAGGGUGAAAACUUCCAUCCGGUGUGUUUUAAGUGGCGUUAUCGUCAAGCAGAGGGUAUUCGUUCAUCCCGCGUCGAAAUCCCGCAGUAA
Molecule: messenger RNA, 258 nt
Organism: Sclerotinia sclerotiorum 1980 UF-70
Lineage: Eukaryota; Fungi; Ascomycota; Leotiomycetes; Helotiales; Sclerotiniaceae
Exons: 2
Coding region: 1-258 (85 amino acids)
Source: RefSeq, a predicted model, not a curated record